ACAUCUCCUUACCCCCCACCCUUUUCUCCUGAUCUGCAGCAAUAACCGUGGACCAUGGGUGACUGGAGCUUCUUGGGGAACAUUUUAGAGGAAGUAAACGAACACUCGACGGUGAUAGGGAGGGUGUGGCUGACUGUGCUCUUCAUUUUUAGGAUUUUAAUCCUGGGCACGGCCGCUGAGUUUGUUUGGGGGGACGAGCAGUCGGAUUAUGUUUGCAACACCCAGCAGCCGGGUUGCGAGAACGUCUGCUACGACGAGGCUUUCCCCAUCUCCCACAUCAGGCUGUGGGUGCUCCAGAUCAUCUUCGUCUCCACGCCCUCGCUGGUGUAUGUGGGCCACGCCGUGCACCACGUGCACAUGGAGGAGAAGCGCAAGGAAAGGGAGGAGGCGGAGAUGAACCGCCAGCAGGAGAUGAAUGAGGAGCGGCUGCCUCUGGCGCCCGACCAGGGCAGUGUCAGGACCACCAAAGAGACCAGCACCAAGGGCAGCAAGAAGUUCCGCCUGGAGGGCACCCUGCUGAGGACCUACAUCUGCCACAUCAUCUUCAAAACCCUGUUCGAGGUGGGCUUUGUGGUGGGGCAGUACUUCCUCUACGGCUUCCGCAUCCUGCCCCUGUACCAAUGCAGCCGCUGGCCCUGCCCCAACACCGUCGACUGCUUCGUCUCGCGUCCCACUGAGAAGACUGUCUUCAUCAUCUUCAUGCUGGCGGUGGCCUGUGUCUCCCUCUUCCUCAACUUUGUGGAGAUCAGCCACCUGGGCCUGAAGAAGAUUCACUUUGUUUUCCGCAAGACCCCCCAGCAGCAAGCAGAGGGGGGGCUUGUCCCAGAGAAAAGCCUGGCCUCCAUGGCCGUCUCUUCCAUCCAGAAGGCCAAGGGCUACAAACUGCUGGAAGAGGACAAGCCCGCGUCCCACUUCUUCCCCCUGACAGAGGUGGGAAUGGAGGCUGGCAGACUCCCCACAUCAUUUGAGACAUUGGAGGAGAAGCUGGAGGAGGCAGGACCCCCGGAAAAUAUAUCUAAGGUAUAUGAUGAGACCUUGCCCUCCUACGUUCAGACCACUGAGGCAGAGGAGGGGGUGCUACAGGAGGAGGAGGAAGAGGAGGAUGAAGAGGAACCUCUUGCUGAAGCUGAAGGGGAGGCCACUGAGACAAUAGAAGACACCAGACCGCUGAGCAGUUUGAGCAGAGCCAGCAGCAGGGCCAGGUCAGAUGAUUUGACAGUAUGAGCCUGAAACAGUGCAAGGGAAAUGCCAAUAGUCUCCCCAGAAAGAGCAGAGACUAAGAACUUUCAACAAGAAAUUAAACAAAUUAAAUGAGAUAUGCCAAAAUGGCAAUGCAAGUGUAAGAAAACCGUUCUUAUAUACCUAGUAUUUUUGGUUAUUUUCUUAUUAAGUGAAUUCAAAAGGUUUGAAAACAAAAGGAACAAUCAACACAAGGUUAGUGAAUGUUUCGGUGAAAAUGCAGUAAAAUGUUUUUUUUAAGGCAAAUUUUUUAAGUGCUAUUUUUAAAAGUCCCAUCCUUCAGAUGUGUAGCUACUCUCUAUCAGAGAUAACAUGGUGUUUACAUUUUUGGGUUUAGAUCCAAAGUGACUUGUUUAACACUUUGUUUUACAAAUAGGAGCCUAUUAUAAAAAGAUCAGGGUAACAGUAAUGGGUAUAUGUUACCAAUAUACUCACCUCACUCUUCAUUUAUUUAUAACGAAUUAACCAAAUUUAAGUUACCUAGUGUAUAACCAAUAUGAAAUAUAAAAAAUGAACUUGAAAAAAGACAAUGUGUUAAUGAGCCAACCAUUUCCUAUGUGCCAUUAUAUAUAUAAAAAAUAUUUUAUAGAUGACUGUUUGAAUUAUAGAAAGCACCACCAGCCAUAUCCUUUCUUUUCUCCCUGUACAAACAGCCAGCAUGUUGAUAAAGAUCAAGCCCAAUCAGCAAAAGUAUUGUUGAACAAGAGACAAAAAAAAGCAUUACGGAAAACUGGAAUCCUUGAAAAUGAUGCAAAGAAAACUUUGUAUAAUACUUUUUUACUCGAUAUGCUAAUUAUCAAAGUUUUAAAAAUUGCGGCCUAUAUAUUGAAACAAUAGUUUUAAAAAAAUGCCAUGUCCAGACAAUAUUUCAGUCUCUAAUGCAUGAAUUUUAAGGGAUUGCACAGACAUUUAGCAUUAAAUUAAAGAGGAACAAAAUAGACCUGCAAGCAGAAAGACAUACAUUGUAUAAAAAGUUUUACUAUUUGUUAUUUUUAUUGUUAUUUAUUCAUUUUUUGCCAACCUUUACCCACCCUGGCUCUCAAACGUUACAGAUGUAAACAAGGCAAUUUAUCAUGAACAGAUUAAUGCAUAGGCUAAUAAAAACACAAUUGCUGUAAAUAGACAUGAUAGCUAAAAGUAAACAAGACAAUGUAAUAUAAAUUCAUCUUGUGUAAUAAUGUGCUAUUUAAAACUUUAAAAUACACUGUAUAGAACUUUUUCCCCCUUUUUUAUCCUAUUAGAUGUUCUUUGGAAGUUAUCGUGGACUGUACAAAUUAAUUGAUCAGAACUGAAAUGUUGCUCCUGUUGAGCUAUUGCAUUGUGCACAGCUAGUCGCUAACAGUACAUGUAAAGGUCCAGCCCCCCCAGAAAUGUCCCGUUUGUUAUGGGAAAUUUAACUUCUUUAUUUAAGAGCCUCAAGAAAAUGUUUUUUCUUUCGGAUGAAACAUACUAAGUCAAGGUUUUUUAUCAUAAUAUAUUAUAAUAUUUAUACAAUUAUACAUUAUUUUAUUAUGUGUGCAGGGGAAAACAAUACCAUAUGCUGUAUUAGUUUUUCCUUGCUUUUUCUCUCAAAAUGUUUUUCAUUUCUGUCGGCGCUUACUUUUUCAUAUCAUGUUACUCAUGUUGUUUUUUUUAUUUCCAAAAAGGAAAAACCAAAAUGUAGAUGAUGAGGAAAAAUACCUGUUUGAGAUUUCAGUGUUCGAUUUGUAUUUAUUCAAACUGUGUCACAAUGUAUACAAAAUUAAUUUGUGGAAAAACCACCUCUACCCUUCCUCUCGUGAUGUUAAAAUGUUUGUCUUAUGCCUCCCAUUGUCUUUCUUGAUAAUGUAUCAAAGAAAGUAUAGAUGUUUAAAGAAAAUUGGGGUUACAAAAUUCUCAUAUGCAUAUCUUCAAAUCAUGUAAAAAGCCAAAGCUCAAAAAAGAAUACUAAACGUAGAUGGAGCUAAUCGUGAGAUUCAUUACACCAAAGUGCUUCUGUACAUAUAUGUAUUAUUCUGUCCAUUCCUGAGCAUUUAAAUAAUGUUCCAUAAAUGGGGACCAGAAGAUUGUAUAUUUCAGAUUGUGUAAUCGCUGAACAUAUAUAUUUGUAUCUGAACCACUUUUUCUCAGAUUCGUUUUUAUACAUCAAUAUGCAAUACACAGGGCAACCAAAGUUUGAAAAGGGGUGCAUUAUAGCAUCAUUAAGAAAGUCGCCAUAAUAGCCAAAACCAGCUUCUUCGUACCCACAAUGAGGAGCUUCAGCCUUCUGAGGUCUAAUAUGCCUUCUCUCUGAGAGCCAGAUGAAUGGAAAUGAAAUGUUAUACUUUACAGCAUAAAUAAAUAGUUAAUGGAAGACAGCAUUUCAAAAUGUAUGAACAGACAAAGCAAAAACACCCAUUUCAAGCCUAGCCCAUCACACCUGGUAUUUGUUCUGGAAUUGUCCUAUGUCAUUCAGUUUUCUUUCCUUUUCUUCUGCCUAGCAUUUUCUAAUCAGAGCAGUUUCACUCUAAAGAAACCUUUUUACUAACUUGUAGUCUCUUUUGCUCAUAGUUGUGUGCAAGCAUUAUUUGAAAAAUGUGAAUGCUGCCAAUAAAAGGUCAAGUGUGGUCAAGGACUGAUGCAUCCCUGUCUUUUUUACAUGACACAUAAACACUCACAUAGACUGUACACUAAAUCUGGGCCCUGAGCUAUUAGCUUUUUCUGUCGCCAGUACUCCCAGAACUCCAGUGUGAAGAGAUAUGAUGGACACUGACCUUGCAAGGCAUCCACCCUGUAGGACUGGGCCCCAAGAAUACUCCUCUUGGGAAAUGUGUAUCUCACUCACUCUCCAGGCUCUGUCGAAAAAAACGGAUCUCUCUCUCUCUCUUCCCCUCUCUGUCAGUCCUAAUUGCUUUGAUUUGUAACAUAUUACAGUAUUUGUCAUUCAACUAUGACACAACUUGAUGAAAAAAUUCAUCAUAAAAUUAAAACAUGCAUCGAAGAAU
Anguilla rostrata (American eel) is the source of this 4202-nucleotide messenger RNA. RefSeq names its product gap junction alpha-8 protein-like. Gene Ontology annotation, molecular function: gap junction channel activity. Gene Ontology annotation, cellular component: connexin complex. The coding region runs from base 55 to 1224 and encodes 389 amino acids. The transcript has a single exon. Gene Ontology annotation, biological process: gap junction-mediated intercellular transport; cell-cell signaling. NCBI's taxonomy places the organism in Eukaryota, Metazoa, Chordata, Actinopteri, Anguilliformes, Anguillidae. The record is from RefSeq and is a predicted model, not a curated record.